ACCGCUUACCUGAGGUGGAGGGAGGCUGCCCGCGCACUCCCGCAGCGGCGGCGGCGGCGCGACGCUCGGCCGUUCUGCGCAGGCCCGAAGGAAGACCCAGCGCUUCAGAGAUCGGAUUGAGGAUGGAAAUCUCCGACGAGCUGCGGUCGUUCGAGGCCACCGGCGUCUACCGCCUCAACGUCACCGGCACCAGCACCGGAGCCGCCUUCCUCGAUCCGGUCCGCAUCCUCAACGGGUCCUACCAGCGCUUCCGCAUCGUUCCUCCUGCCUACUACUCCAGAAGCUUCGAGCCGCCGCGUCAGGUAGGCGACCCAGAGACCGAGCCGCUCGAGAAACGGAGGAAGCGCAAGCGCAACCAGAAGCCGAAACCCAGGGAGCUCAAUGCCAUGGAGCGGAUCGCUGAAGCGCGGCACCAGGAAGCAAGGCCUUUACUCUUGAGUGCACAUGAAUCACUCAUUAAGGAUAAAUAUCUACUAGAGCACCUUUCCAAGAAGAUGGAGGGCAAGGAGCACAAACUUGAUGUAGGAAGUGGUUCUGAGAAUAAUUUCGUCGAGCUUGGAAGCUCAUGGCGAUCACCUUUCUAUGAGAUCAUUAUUUGCUUUCGGAAACCCCAUGUUCUGGGCAAUGGGGAAGGUUCCUUUGAUGCCCAAAAGACAUCCUUUCCACUAUUUAAUAGCAUAAUCAGUGUUGAAGCGAUUGACGAGGUGGAGGGAGACUUCCAGAACAGGCACUACAUUUUACCACGAGGAAGUUGCUUCUUGAUGAGCGACUUCAAACGUGUUCGAGAUCUCAUUCCUGGUAGUUCAAAUCAACGGUAUAAUCUUAUAGUUGUUGACCCACCUUGGGAGAAUGGAUGUGUUCGUCAGAAAGAAGCGUAUCCUACACUUCCCAACAGACAUUUAUUGUAUCUUCCGGUGCAAGAACUUGCCCAUCCAGCCGGAGCCCUUCUCAUUUUAUGGAUUACAAAUCGGGAGAAAUUGCGGAUGUUUGUUGAGAAAGAGUUGCUUCCUUCUUGGGGGGUGAAAGAUCCCACUGUAUUUUAUUGGCUGAAGGUGAAACAUGAUGGUUCUCUAAUUGGCGAUCUAGACUUGUUCCAUCACAGGCCUUAUGAAUGCCUCCUCCUUGGCUACAUAAAUGUCGACACAGAUGCUAAGCAAGGAUCAAACUUCAAGUUGUUAGAAGGAAGCCAAGUAAUUAUGAGUGUUCCGGGUGCUCACUCAAGGAAACCUCCCCUUGAGAAAUUACUUUCAGAAUAUAUUCCAGGUCCUAAACCUCCAAGAUGCAUUGAGCUUUUUGCCAGAGAGUUGUUUCCUGGAUGGACCUCUUGGGGAAAUGAGCCGCUGCAUUUUCAGGAUUCCAUGUACUUCUCAGAGAACGUUAAUAAACCGCUCGUCCCUGCCGAACUGAAUAUUGAGCGACAACUGCAAAGCUCGACAAAAGCUUCGACUCUGCAACUGCAAAUGCCGGGCGUCAGGUCGGCGUCCCCCUCGCCGGAGCUCCGCCGCGUCCGGACGGCCCUACCCGCCGCUUCCUCCAGGGUAGCCAGUGCAAGGGCCAAGCUAGCUGAGAGAGCCAAGUCGCCGGCCAAUUCGAAGGCGAGGGGGCCGGAUGAUCAUGAGAAGCGGGGCAGGAGUGGUAGAGGAGAGAAUGGCAGGAUUAUCCCGUCAGCGAGGCGUAGGAGCUUGCCGCCGCCACCAGCCAGCCCGGACGGCGGGAGGAUGAGGUGUUCCUGGAUCACCGCAAACUCGGACCCCCUCUAUGUUGCAUUCCACGACGAAGAAUGGGGGGUUCCAGUUCAUGACGAUCGUACGCUCUUCGAGCUGCUCACGCUAUCACAAGCACUAGCUGAACUCACCUGGCCUGCUAUUUUGAGUAAGAGGGAGGAAUUCAGGGAGCUGUUUGAUGGCUUCAACUUUGCUUCCGUAUCUGAAUUUACGGAGAAGAAGAUAAACAUGUUGAGAGCAAAUGUAAGUAGAGUGCUAUCAGAGCAAAAGAUACGAGCUGUUGUAACGAAUGCCAAGCAAAUGCAGAAGGUAGUUCAGGAAUUCGGAUCAUUCAGCAACUACUGCUGGAGCUUUGUGAACCACAAGCCCAUCAUGAACUGCUUCCGCUAUGCUCGCCAAGUACCUACAAAGACGCCGAAAGCUGAAGCGAUAAGCAAGGACUUGAUGCGCCGGGGGUUCCAGUGUGUUGGCCCUACAACGAUCUACUCCUUCAUGCAGGUCGCCGGAAUCGUUAACGACCAUUUAUCGUGUUGCUUCAGAUUCAAGGCUUGCCGACACAAGGUCAGUGAAAAUAAUGUCAGAGCAGAACCAGCAUUGCCUGAAAGUUUGAGUUCACCAUCAUCAGAAGAUUCAGAUAUCAGGGUGGUGUAGUUAAUCACUGAAGUUAGCCUGAAUUAUUUUAUCUGUGAUUGUCACGACGUACAGUUUGACAGUGCAUUGGGAUGCUACCGAGCAGCAAGUAGUAGUGUAUAUAGUGUGUGUAUAAGAUUGGGUGGCUUUAUGGUGUGGUGUGCUUUCUCACAUGUAUCAUAUUGGUAUUGCAGAAUGCACUUUGAUUGGCCUUGAUGUAAAGCGGCUCCUGUUGUGUUCUUUUCUGUA
Molecule: messenger RNA, 2603 nt
Organism: Panicum virgatum (switchgrass)
Lineage: Eukaryota; Viridiplantae; Streptophyta; Magnoliopsida; Poales; Poaceae
Product: methyltransferase-like protein 2
Exons: 14
Coding region: 123-2375 (750 amino acids)
Biological process (GO): base-excision repair; methylation
Molecular function (GO): methyltransferase activity; nucleic acid binding; DNA-3-methyladenine glycosylase activity
Source: RefSeq, a predicted model, not a curated record